CACAGCAGCUGUCAGUGGGCCUCUGCCGCUGCUGCGGCUGCAAGAUGUAAACAAACAACAAACGAUCGUUCGUUUGCUUUCCCUUUUAGUUUUAGUUUCGCGCACGCAAGAAAAAGAGCCCUCGCCUGUUCGGAAGGGAAAGGCCUGGCACCACCACCAGCACCAGCACUACCACCAACGGCAGACCGAAUGGGUGCAUUCCAGUGGCCAUGGGAGUAUUCGUUUCCACCAUUUUUCACAGUGCAAGUGCACGCCAAAACGAAGGAACAGCAGCUGGCCACCUGGAAGGAGCUGGUGCUAAACUAUCAAAAGCAUGAGGGCCAAGCGCUGCUAAACAUUGCCGAAGACGCGCCCCCGUUCGUGAACCGGGAGCUUGCCCGCAAACUGUCGCCCGAGGCCCGGCUCUGGGUGAUGGAGGAGCUGGCCAGGACGGGCCAUGCCGCGACCGCCGACAAGCGCAAACAGCAGUGGGAAGUGUACUGGCACACGCUGGACGAGUGGAGCAACAUCCUGUACGAUUGGGCCGUUGCCAGCGGCACCACGAACACGGUCUGCACGCUGUACGAGCUGGUGGCGGGCGAUAAUACGGUCGGCGAAGAGUUUCACGGGCUGGACGAGGGCGUGCUGAAGAAGGCGCUGAAGCUGCUGGAGGGACGGGGCAAGUGUGAGCUGAUAGCGUUCGACGAUAAUGAGGGGGUGAAGUUUUUCUAACACCUGUAACACGAUACGAGUCGGGAAAUACACGCUGGAAGGACGAGGAACUGGUAGGAUGUUAACGGUUAAACCAAAAAAAGAAACGACCAAACACAUCAAAUUCCAAAUUUUAUUAAUCUUCAUUCCCGUUUUUGUUUGUUCGGUAGAUGUUGUUGCACACUUUCAAACCGUUCUGGCUGCUGCGACCACCACCGUUCCCGCUUCCGCCCCCUGUUUGCCACUUCCUUUCUUCACGGUAUCCUGAUAAGUUGAGCUCGUUAUCGGUUCUGCCUUUCGAUGACCGAAUGUGGGGUGGGGUGUGGGGGUGAGGGGAACGGAGUGGCGCUUUUCUUCUCUUCCUGUGGCCUCACGGUGGAGGUGGUUCUCGAGCCCUUUCCCGAUGUUAACCAAACAUUUGUCUACUUCAUUUUCCACUUUCGCUCAUGCCAAAGUUACUCUGCCUGUUUCUGACCAUUCUUCGCAUUUUUCCUUAGAUAAAGGGUUGCGUUUUUUUGUUUUGUUUGUUUGUUGGUACGAUACGAGUUUUAGCUAUGUGGUUUUUGGUUUGUUUCUUUAUUUUUAAAUGAUUUGCAUUUUGCAACACCGAUUCUAGUAAACUGAUUUGUUUGUUUUGUUUUGUUUUCUUCUUCAGGAGAAAUGCUUGUGUGUGUAUAUGGUGUUAUAUUAAGUUUUGUCAUUUACUUCUUUUUUUUUUACUAACUCCAUUUUUAACUUCUGUGUUGUUCCAUUUGCGUUUGCGGUCUGUUUGUUACUUUCUUCUACAAUUUUUAUACUGUUUACUUGUUUUUUUGUUUUUGUUUUCCCGGUAAACAGUUCUACAAAGAAUGAAGGAGAUCUUGUUCGUGUUUCUCUGUGUUGCGUUUGCGCCCGCACUGCAUCUUGUUCAAGGUUUGAAUGUGUCGUGUUCUAACUUUAGAAAAAAAACAACGUACACGCAAGUAGAAAUAGAUUGUUAUCGUGUGACACUACUACGCACGACUAAUUUACUGUUUUAACUGUUUGUUUGUUUGUUUUUUUUUUGUUCAUAUUAUCUUUUCUGUUUUUUCAAGUACUAUUUCUAUAGUUUUUGCUUGUUUUGUUGUGCUUUUCUGCCUCUUCCAUUUAUUCGGUUACUCCAUUCGCAGCCACUCCAAUGACAACAAUGAUUGCAUACGACAAAAGACUGAUUUGUUUUAUGUUUCUUUUUUUCCACUUUCUUUUGUAUAGUUACAAAAUCACACAGAAAUAAUGGAGGCUUUUGGUUGGGUGUUUUUUUUCUUCUUCUCCAUUUUUGUUUCUUAAACAUUUUAUGAUAGAAUCAGCGGAAACAGAAAAAAAAAUCAUUUCUUACAUAACCGACCGUAUGCAAACCGGUAGUUUUUUGGGUUAUUUCGAGUUUUACUUCCAUUUCCGUUUUUGCCAUUUCCGAACCGUACUAAAAAGACGCAACGGAAAAUAGAAUAUAGUUUCUCAGUGGUGGUGGUGGUGGUGGUGUUGGUGAAGGUUGUGGUGAUAGUAAUAGCAUAGCCCUUCCCUAUCGAUGGGAGCCGCCUACCCAUGGCACACGCGGGCCAUCCGUUAUCUUCGUAAUAGUUGUAGUAGAAAAAAUAAAAUCUGCACAGCAUUUCCCAAUAAAUAUAUCAAAUCAAUCAGUGUACAAUCUCAAUCGAUACAAUUACUUCAUUAUACAUUAUUCAUAACAACAACAAAGUGCAUGGCUAGGCUAGGCGUAUUAUUCGUAAUAUUAGUUAAAUAAUUAUAUCUCUGUUCAUAUAUGCUACGCAUUGAUUCUGCUUCGCUUCCCCUUUGUUUCCACCAGCUUCCGGGAACCGGGAACAAGGUGUUAAACUCAUCUUAUGAGUAGUGAGGGGAAGGGAGAGAGAGUGGGGAGAGUUUUUCGCGCGGAAGUUUUUUCUGCUGGAACUAUUCCUUUUUUUAAAUAUAAUAAUUUCCUAUCCACUUUUCAAGUUAGACUCGAUGAUAAUAACAAUUAUACAACUACGCAUGAAGUCUGGUGUGUGAGUUUAUUUUUGUUUUGUAUCGUUACUGAAGGUCUUCGCUUUGCAUUUUAGCUCAGGUUUGGUUUCCAUGUUUUUUGAUUACCGGUUUCUUUAAUGUAAUUUAAAGAACUGAAUACGCUGCAAAUCGUUUGGUGAUGGUGUAACACAACUAAGACAAAAGAGCAUAACGAAACGGUACAAAGCGGACAAAUAAAGGAGAGAAAAAAAAGGGUAAAACAAAUGUCCAUCCAUUUCAGAUGGGGUUUCUCGCUUCAAUUUUCGUGUUUUGCGAUAUGGGCGCUGUUUGGCAAAUAUGGGGGCCGAUACUGCUUUCUGCUACUGUAGCUCCACGCGACUACACCCUACAAACACUGGUCAGCUACUGGUCUUACCUAGGUGCAACUAGAACGGUACUCUUGCUGCUCUAACAUUGAGAUGUAAGUAGAAAGAACGCGCUACUAGACACCGCGUUGGUUUGCUGUUUGUUUGCCGCCCCUCUAACAUGUGAUUGUACAGCCAACAAUGUACUUUUGUAGCUCGUUCGUAUCGAGAGGGAAAUAAGUUGCUGCUCUUUUCCUCUUCUACCAGAAGCGUCUGUGUUCCAAACUGGCGAAUUGUUUUGUUUUGUUGUUUAGAAAAGCAUUUUUUCUUGAAAUGAGUCGCAGAAACCGAGUUACAAAAUCGGCAGUGAUUUGGCCACAACAUUCACUACUAUACGUGCGGGGUGAGGGGAUAGGCAGGUGGCAGAAACUAAA
Anopheles coluzzii is the source of this 3448-nucleotide messenger RNA. It is a transcript of the gene Vps25, whose product is annotated as vacuolar protein-sorting-associated protein 25. Gene Ontology annotation, molecular function: protein homodimerization activity; structural molecule activity. NCBI's taxonomy places the organism in Eukaryota, Metazoa, Arthropoda, Insecta, Diptera, Culicidae. The coding region runs from base 190 to 711 and encodes 173 amino acids. The record is from RefSeq and is a predicted model, not a curated record. The transcript has 2 exons. Gene Ontology annotation, biological process: protein transport to vacuole involved in ubiquitin-dependent protein catabolic process via the multivesicular body sorting pathway. Gene Ontology annotation, cellular component: ESCRT II complex.